Mangifera indica (mango) is the source of this 1593-nucleotide messenger RNA. Its product is annotated as tobamovirus multiplication protein 1. Bases 192 to 1067 code for a protein of 291 amino acids. NCBI's taxonomy places the organism in Eukaryota, Viridiplantae, Streptophyta, Magnoliopsida, Sapindales, Anacardiaceae. The transcript is spliced from 11 exons. Gene Ontology annotation, cellular component: plant-type vacuole membrane. The record is from RefSeq and is a predicted model, not a curated record.
GAAGCUUAGGUGAGAGACAGAGCAAGACCGUCUGGUCGAGAGUUAUAGCCAAAUUCGCUAUCUCUCUCUUUCCUUUGCCUUUGGGGUGUUGUCACGUUUCUCUGCUUCUCACAGCUAGCUGGUACUUGUUUGGUGCAAGGAUUUUGACUUUCUCGAGAAAGAAAAUAGCUUCUCGAGAAAGUUUGCAUAUAAUGAGAAGAUUUACGAAAAUGCCACUUAGCUUAACACCUGUGGAGUUAGGCCCUCUGUCUGGCAACUGGUGGGACGAGAUCAACGAUUCUUCGGAGUGGCAGGACGGGAUCUUCUACACUCUCUGUGCUGCUUACGCGCUUGUCUCCUCUGUUGCUCUGAUACAAUUAAUAAGAAUCGAGUUAAGAGUGCCUGAGUAUGGUUGGACGACACAGAAGGUUUUCCAUCUUAUGAAUUUUAUUGUUAAUGGAGUACGUGCUAUCGUGUUUGGAUUUCAUCAUGAAGUGUUUAAUUUGCAUCCCAAGGUACUGACAUGGGUAUUAUUGGAUCUUCCUGGACUUCUGUUUUUUUCUACAUACACACUACUUGUCCUCUUUUGGGCUGAGAUAUAUCACCAGGCUAGAAGUUUACCAACUGAUAAACUACGGAUUGUUUAUAUCUCAAUCAAUGCUGCAAUAUACUUUUUACAGGUUUGCAUAUGGGUAUAUCUCUGGAUAGAUGAAAACACGGUGGUACAAUUAAUUGGGAAGUUAUUUAUUGCAGUGGUAUCAUUUAUUGCUGCACUGGGUUUCUUGCUAUAUGGAGGAAGAUUAUUUUUCAUGCUGAGACGCUUCCCUAUUGAAUCAAAAGGGAGAAGAAAGAAGCUUCAUGAGGUUGGAUCUGUUACAGCCAUUUGUUUCACCUGCUUCCUGAUAAGGUGCUUUGUGGUUGUUCUAUCUGCUUUUGAUGCGGAUGCAUCACUGGAUGUUUUGGAUCACCCCGUUUUGAAUUUGAUCUACUACAUGUUGGUUGAGGUCCUACCUUCGGCUCUGGUCCUGUACAUUCUGCGCAAGUUGCCUCCCAAGAGAAUUUCUGCACAAUAUCAUCCUAUCCGGUGACGUUCCUUUUCUCUAUUGUCAUUUAAGCCUCCUCUUCUUCCUUCAUCCAAAGAAUAGGGAGUUUGUAAUGUUUUGACAAUUGAACAAAAGAAGCAGAGCCAGAUGGACAUUCCAGAUGUAUUAUUCUGGUGAGGCUCAUGUUGUCGGCAAUUUUUUUGCAUGCAUACAAGGAAGUUGUAUGCAGCUUGCUGAAGGGGAGUUGUUUCAUCGGUAUCUUCAUGGCACAGGCUGAAGAAUUGGUUAUUUGAUGUACUUUAUUUUGGUAUGCAGUUUGAAAUUUUGUUUUUUUUCCUUUUGUUAAUUUGAUAGUUGGUUCUGUCAGCUUUUAGUUGGUAGAUCUAAGGAUAUAAGGAUUUUGAUUGUGGUGUGUAAGUCAGUUUAGUUUUUGUUAUGUCAUCAGCGGGUUUUAAACCUGUGCCCUUUUGUCACUUAAGUAAUCCCUGGGGCAAAAUUUUGCCCCUUGGUAACAUUUGGUUUAUUGAUUGUUAGUUUCCUUCCAAGUAAAAAUUGAAUUAAUGUUUAACAA